Messenger RNA from Mustela erminea (ermine), 1783 nucleotides. It is a transcript of the gene GJB5, whose product is annotated as gap junction protein beta 5. The transcript is spliced from 2 exons. The record is from RefSeq and is a predicted model, not a curated record. Gene Ontology annotation, biological process: cell communication. Gene Ontology annotation, cellular component: connexin complex. Lineage: Eukaryota; Metazoa; Chordata; Mammalia; Carnivora; Mustelidae. Bases 210 to 1031 code for a protein of 273 amino acids.
AGCGAGCCCUCCUCCUCGGCCAGCGGCACACCCAGCUGCUUGCUGACUCCACAGGCUCUGUCCCAGAAUGUGCUGCCCCAAACACCCUCCCUCGUUCUGACAUGAGUUCCAGCUGCCUACAGAGUCUGAUUUCCAGCGGCCAGGAGCCAGUACACAGAGAGCCCUGAGGAGUAGCCCCCCAGCAGGAGCGGCCAACGCCUGGGUCCACUAUGAACUGGGGGAUCUUCGAAGGGCUCCUGAGCGGGGUCAACAAGUACUCCACUGCCUUUGGGCGCAUCUGGCUGUCUCUGGUCUUCAUCUUCCGCGUGCUGGUGUACCUGGUGACGGCUGAGCGGGUGUGGAGCGAUGACCACAAGGAUUUUGACUGCAACACCAAGCAGCCGGGAUGCUCCAAUGUCUGCUUUGAUGAGUUCUUCCCCGUGUCCCACGUGCGCCUCUGGGCCCUGCAACUUAUCUUGGUCACCUGCCCCUCGCUGCUCGUGGUCAUGCACGUGGCCUACCGAGAGGCUAGGGAGAAGAAGCACCAAGAAGCGGUGGGGGAGGACGGCGGGCGCCUCUACCUGCACCCCGGCAAGAAGCGGGGUGGGCUCUGGUGGACGUAUGUCUGCAGCCUGGUGUUCAAGGCCGCCGUGGACACCGCCUUCCUCUAUGUGUUCCACUCAUUCUACCCCAGAUAUACCCUUCCUCCUGUGGUCAAGUGCCAUAUAGCUCCGUGUCCCAACACAGUGGACUGCUUCAUCUCCAAGCCCUCAGAGAAGAACAUCUUCACUCUCUUCAUGGUGGUCACAGCCGCCAUUUGCAUCCUGCUCAACCUCGUAGAGCUGGUCUACCUGGUGAGCAAGAGGUGCCGUGAGGGCUUGGCGGCGAGGAGAGCCAGGGCCCCAGGCAUGGGCCAUUGCCCGGAUGGUGCCACCUCUUCCUGCAAGGGGGACGACCUCCUCUCAGGUGACCUCAUCUUUCUGGGCUCGGAUGCUCACCCUCCUCUCUUACCAGAUCUCCCUCGAGACCACGUGACCAAGACCAUCCUGUGAGAGCCGCCUCAUCAAACCCGGCAUCUCCCACAGUGCAGCCUUGGGGGCAGGCAGCAGGGAGGGUCCGGCACCUGCCCCACUGUGGGGCCUUGGGCCAGUGACCCCUCUGAGUUGAACCUGCAUUUCCUUUUAUGUAAGACGGAAGUGAAGCCCACGUCACAGGGUGUUGCUAUGAGAAGCGGUUUCUUUAGAAAAUGGAUGUGCAAGUACAUUGGGGGGGCGGGGCAGGGGACGGUCAAGGCUUAAUAAAAGUCAACUCAUCCACUUGAUUCAAGGUGCCAUUCACUCUUUUGGCCUUUGUGACCCUUCUCAGGUCACUGCUCAACCUCUGUGUCCCUGCAAAAGGCUGGACCUGACCUGGCCUUGUGAGGGGCCAUUCCUUCCCCCAGCAAAGUGUCCCCAGAACUCCUGGGGGUCAUGCCACCUGCUCAUGCUCUAAACAACCCUUUAUCCCAGUUGCAAAUUGAGGUCCGAGGACUAUCUGAAAAUAUAAUGGGGCUUGGCCUGUGGGAAGCUGUGUGUUGCCAUGGAAAGUUCAUGAACUUUUGAGUCAGAACACUUGAGUUCGAACCCAUGCUCCACUGGGACUCUGGGAAAGGGACUUCAGCUCCUCUCCAAAAUGGGUUAAUAAUACGGAGCCUGGGGGCGGUGGGGGAAUGGAUGAGUUCAUGGCUAUGGAUGGGGUAAGCCAGCUGUAAAAGGCCACAUAAAUGUUAAUCAUUGGUAUUAGGAAGUGCUCAAUAAAUGCUUGU